This is a messenger RNA of Brassica oleracea var. oleracea, 641 nucleotides long. RefSeq lists its product as uncharacterized. The record is from RefSeq and is a predicted model, not a curated record. Bases 100 to 390 code for a protein of 96 amino acids. The transcript has 3 exons. Gene Ontology annotation, biological process: mitochondrial respiratory chain complex IV assembly. Gene Ontology annotation, cellular component: mitochondrial inner membrane. NCBI's taxonomy places the organism in Eukaryota, Viridiplantae, Streptophyta, Magnoliopsida, Brassicales, Brassicaceae.
AAGCCACGGCCAAACGCGCUUUGUCUACUCUUCAAUCUCUUUUCUUUGCUUUUUUUUGUUUCCUACCCUUUUCUUCCGAAUUUCAUUUCUUAAAGAGCAAUGGCGGAAUCAAAGACAAAAAUGGCAGAGAUAAGGGAAUGGAUCGUAGAACACAAGCUUCGUACCGUAGGUUGUUUAUGGCUGAGUGGGAUCUCUGGUUCAAUCGCUUACAACUGGUCUAAACCUGGUAUGAAAACCAGUGUCCGAAUCAUCCACGCCAGGCUACACGCUCAGGCUCUGACAUUAGCCGCUCUGGCUGGAGCAGCUGCAGUUGAGUACUACGAUCACAAAACUGGAGCCACCGAUCGCUACCCCAAAUUUCUCAAGCCCGACAACUUGACUAAAGACUAAAAAAAAACUCUUUGUUAUAUCAUGCAUUGGCUGAUGCCUAUUCUGUUACUGUGGGCAUAUUGUUGCUAGUGACAUUUUUUCAUGUCCUUAAAUCUUUCUUUUAGUACUUUGAAAUUAAUUAACUGCUUGGGUUAUAUAAUCCCCACAAACUUGCAGAUUGUUUGCAAAAUACGGGAUGCAAAAAUGUAAGAGGUACUUGCAGAAAAUUAUAUGAAUAAAAUUCAACCUUCAUUCGGCUUAUGAGCUGAUUA